Aspergillus caelatus is the source of this 1751-nucleotide messenger RNA. It is a transcript of the gene xgeA, whose product is annotated as putative endoglucanase. Gene Ontology annotation, molecular function: cellulase activity. The transcript has 2 exons. Bases 678 to 1400 code for a protein of 240 amino acids. The record is from RefSeq and is a predicted model, not a curated record. Gene Ontology annotation, biological process: polysaccharide catabolic process. NCBI's taxonomy places the organism in Eukaryota, Fungi, Ascomycota, Eurotiomycetes, Eurotiales, Aspergillaceae.
CUAUUUCUUGCAAAACUACUCCGGAGUAUCCCCUGACCAUCAAUGACUACCGGUAUCACAUUUUACGAAUGCCGACUCAGCAAGGUCACUCUCGGGAAAUCUUUCUGUUGGCGAGAUUUCUUAUAUUAGGCUAUAUCUGGCGCAUCGUUCCUGCAAAAUCACUUUCAAGACGGAGCUGUCUCCGUCCGGCUGGCAUGUAGAUCGUCAUUGUGCAGUCUUCUUCAUUAAAAAAAAUGACCAAUGUCAUCCAACCUGUCUCUCCGAUGUUCACCCGUAUAGUGGCUCACCGGAUAAUUAAUUUCCUUUCCGAUAAUUGAUGGAGUUGCCUGUCUCAGGAUGAAGAACUUUAACUCCAUGGCUCCACGCUUCAGCGGGUCCGCCGGAUACUUCAAACACCGGCGCAUCGCAUUCAACGCUUGAUUUAGGCCACCAUUCAGCGCUCGUCCCCUCUGGCACAGGGGCUCAAUCCUCUAAUCCCAACAUGCCGAAUUAACCGGAGAUUAGACCACGGUUCAGUGUGUUUCUAGCUGAGGUAUCCGAUAUGAGGGUCAAAGUGCCACCAAAAGAGCAGGUAUAUAUACCGGCUUCUAGCUCCGGAUCGUCAGCCAAAGGUGUCUAUCCAACGACGAACUAAAAACCUAGACAUUAAGUUUGAGCCAUCACUUGAUAUAUUCAAAAUGAAGUUCCUCUCUCCUCUUAUUCUCAGCUCUCUCGCCUCAGCUGCCGCCCUCAACCGCCGGGCGGAUAUGUGUGGCCAAUGGGACACCACCACUACCGACAAGUUCACUUUGUACAAUAACCUCUGGGGCGAGGGCAAUGCGGACAGUGGUAGCCAAUGCACCGGCCUCGAUUCGGAUAACGGAAACACCAUUGCCUGGCACACCAGCUGGAGCUGGACCGGUGGAGCCGGCCAGGUCAAGAGCUUCGCCAAUGCUGCCUACACCUUCGAGGCCACUCAGCUGAGCCAGCUAAGCAGCAUCCCCAGCACAUGGAAGUGGCAGAACACUGGCUCUGACGUUGUUGCUGAUGUCGCAUAUGACCUCUUCACUUCGUCCAGCGCAGAUGGAGAUGAGGAGUACGAGAUCAUGAUCUGGUUGGCAGCCUUGGGCGGUGCUGGUCCUAUCUCGUCGACCGGUUCUACUAUUGCUACCCCCACCGUGGGCGGACAGAGCUGGUCCUUGUACAGUGGUCCCAACGGCCAGAUGACAGUUUUCAGCUUCGUCGCCUCAUCCACGACCGAGGACUUCUCGGCUGACCUGAAUGAUUUCCUCAAGUAUCUGCAGGAGGAACAGGGCUUGCCUUCCAGCCAAUACCUGACCCAUGUGCAGGCGGGUACUGAGCCCUUCAGCGGAAGCGACGUCAAGUUCACCACCUCUUCCUACUCUGUGUCUGUUGCCUAAUCGCCAUCCUGCCAACUAGGUUGAUGACGGUUUUGUAAAUAGUUUGAGGCGAUGCUAGGCGCCGUGUUUCAGGGACCGUCAGGGAUAGCGGGAUGAAUGGAGGGGAAAAGGUUCGGGAUAUACAUACCUCAGGAAGGAGACUGAAUCAUUCCGUGUUUUGACGAGAGGGGUACAGGCUGUCUGUUGCCUGGUUUAUUGUGAAUAUCUGUGAUUGUCUUCUUCUACCCGCUCGCUCCAGUGGAGCUGAGGCGUCUAGCUUGUUGAGUAUAUAGGUUUUAUUUAGAAAUCAAGAUCGAAAACAUCUAAAUAUAAAUUCCCGGCGUCUAAUGAGACAGUCGAAUGGGACGAAAC